This is a messenger RNA of Trypanosoma conorhini, 1248 nucleotides long. RefSeq names its product tyrosine aminotransferase. NCBI's taxonomy places the organism in Eukaryota, Euglenozoa, Kinetoplastea, Trypanosomatida, Trypanosomatidae. The coding region runs from base 1 to 1248 and encodes 415 amino acids. The record is from RefSeq and is a predicted model, not a curated record. The transcript has a single exon. Gene Ontology annotation, biological process: aromatic amino acid metabolic process; biosynthetic process. Gene Ontology annotation, molecular function: L-tyrosine:2-oxoglutarate transaminase activity; pyridoxal phosphate binding.
AUGAGCUCCUGGAAAGUCCCCAUGUCGACCCACGCGGGUCUCGUCGUCAACCCCAUCCGUACCAUCUCGGACAACGCGAAGGUGUCGCCAUCCCCCAAGCCGAUCAUUAAGCUCUCCGUCGGCGACCCGACGCUCGACAAGAACCUUCUCACGCCGCAAAGCCACAUCAAGAAGCUUAACGAGGUGGCGAACUCGCAGGAUUGGAACGGCUACCUCCCAGUCGCGGGGGCGCCGGAGGCCCGCGAGGCCAUCGCGACGUGGUGGCGCGACACGUUUGUCCACAAUAAGCAUCUGAAGAGCUCAAUCGUGAAGGAUAACGUGGUGGUCUGCUCCGGCGGCUCGCAUGGCAUUCUCAUGGCCAUCACGGCGGUCUGCGACGCGGGCGACUACGUCCUGGUGCCCAAGCCGGGCUUCCCCCACUACGAGACAGUGUGCAAGGCGUACGGCAUCGGCAUGCACUUUUACACCUGUCGGGCGGACAAGGACUGGGAGGCCGACCUGGACGAGAUUCGGCGACUCAAGGACGACAAGACGAAGCUGAUUGUGAUGACGAACCCGUCCAACCCGUGCGGCAGCAACUUCCGCCGCAAGCACGUCGAGGAGCUCGUGCGGCUUGCCGAGGAGCUGCACUUGCCCAUGUUCGCGGACGAGAUCUACGCCGGCAUGGUCUUCAAGGGCAAGGACCCCAACGCGACAUUCACCUCUGUGGCCGACUUUGACUCCACGGUGCCGCGUGUGAUUUUGGGCGGCACCGCGAAGAACCUCGUUGUUCCAGGCUGGCGUCUGGGCUGGCUGCUCUACGUUGACCCACACGGCACGGGCCGCGGGUUCCUGGAGGGCCUGAAGCGCGUGUCGAUGCUGGUCUGCGGACCCAACACCCUCACGCAGGGCGCCGUCGCCGAGGCGCUCCUUCACACCCCGCAGGAGUACUUUGACGGGAACGUUCGCAUGAUUGAGGAGAGUGCCAUGUACCUCUACGAGCACCUCGCUCACUGCUUCGGCGUGGUGCCGACGAUGCCGCAGGGGGCGAUGUACAUCUUUUCCAAAAUCGAGUUGGAGAAGUUCAAGGACAUAAAGACAGACGUGGAGUUCUUUGAGAAGUUGCUGGAGGAGGAGAACGUUCAGGUGCUGCCUGGAAGCAUCUUCAAUUUGCCGGGCUUCAUGCGGGUGACGACGACGCGGCCUGUUUCGGUGUACCGUGAAGCAGUGGAGCGCAUCAAGGCGUUCUGCCAGCGCCACGCCGCGUAG